UCUUAUCGUUAAUCUCUCCACGUCACUCCCAGCAGAGCGAGCAGCUGCGCGUAGCUCAGCUCGUGCAAGAAUUUCUCCACCUACUUGGGGGCGGAGGAGCUGAGCUGCGAGCCUGAUCGAUUCUUGGAGCAGAGCGGGAGCGGCGGUUUGCCUGCCGUUCAUGGCGACAAGGGCUUUGGGUGAGCUGGUGCGGAGGAGAGCGGCGGCGGCGGCGAUGGGGGCUGGGAGGAGGAGAGGGUUCUCCGACGAUGCGGCGGCGGCGGUGGGGGUGGCGGAGAGGAAGGUUGGAGGGGGAGGGGGGAAGGAGGUGAACCUGUUCACGGCCAUCAACCAGGCGCUCCACAUCGCCCUCGACACCGACCCGCGUUCUUAUGUGUUUGGGGAAGAUGUGGGUUUUGGUGGUGUCUUUCGCUGCACAACAGGACUCGCCGAUCGAUUUGGCAGGAAUAGAGUUUUCAAUACACCAUUGUGUGAACAGGGCAUUGCUGGAUUUGCUGUUGGUCUAGCAGCAAUGGGUAACAGAGCUAUUGCUGAAAUCCAGUUUGCAGAUUAUAUCUUUCCAGCUUUUGAUCAGAUUGUCAAUGAAGCAGCUAAAUUCAGAUACCGAAGUGGAAAUGAGUUUAACUGUGGUGGAUUAACAAUUCGAUCACCCUAUGGUGCUGUUGGACAUGGUGGUCACUACCAUUCACAGUCACCAGAGGCUUUCUUCUGUCAUGUUCCUGGCCUCAAGGUUGUUAUACCUCGAAGUCCACAUGAAGCAAAGGGAUUAUUGUUGGCAAGCAUUAGAGACCCAAAUCCAGUCGUAUUUUUUGAGCCAAAGUGGCUGUACCGUUUGUCCGUUGAAAAAGUUCCAGAGGAGGAUUAUAUGCUGCCCUUGUCUCAGGCAGAGGUGAUCCGUAAAGGAAGUGAUAUAACACUUGUUGGUUGGGGAGCUCAACUUGGAGUGCUGGAACAAGCAUGCGAAGAUGCAGCAAAGGAUGGAAUAUCUUGCGAGCUGAUAGAUCUAAGAACACUGAUUCCAUGGGACAGAGAAAUGGUAGAGGCCUCUGUCAGCAAGACAGGAAAACUUCUCGUCAGCCAUGAGGCUCCAAUCACAGGAGGUUUUGGUGCCGAAAUUGCCGCAUCCAUCACCGAGCGCUGCUUCCAAAGGUUAGAAGCGCCGGUCGCAAGAGUAUGUGGCCUGGACACUCCUUUUCCUCUUGUUUAUGAAACAUUUUACAUGCCCACAAAGAACAAGGUCCUGGAUGCUAUCAAAGCAACCGUAAAUUUCUGAGGUGCUGGAGCAAGCUAUUGCUGUGUUGUUCCUUGACAGUUGACAGUAUAGACAGCAAAACUUAGUUCACUAUGUAUGCACCUUAUGAAUUGCUGCCUGUAGCCUGAACAUGUAUCUCCAUAAAACCAUUUUAUAUAUGAUAUUAUAGACCAAUAAAGUUGCAAAGAUGCAAAUGAUUGUUGUACA
Molecule: messenger RNA, 1459 nt
Organism: Oryza brachyantha (malo sina)
Lineage: Eukaryota; Viridiplantae; Streptophyta; Magnoliopsida; Poales; Poaceae
Product: 2-oxoisovalerate dehydrogenase subunit beta 1, mitochondrial
Exons: 13
Coding region: 161-1273 (370 amino acids)
Biological process (GO): response to nutrient; branched-chain amino acid catabolic process
Molecular function (GO): catalytic activity
Source: RefSeq, a predicted model, not a curated record